Messenger RNA from Carlito syrichta (Philippine tarsier), 5504 nucleotides. RefSeq names its product gon-4 like (gene GON4L). Gene Ontology annotation, cellular component: nucleus. The coding region runs from base 131 to 5248 and encodes 1705 amino acids. The record is from RefSeq and is a predicted model, not a curated record. The transcript has 24 exons. NCBI's taxonomy places the organism in Eukaryota, Metazoa, Chordata, Mammalia, Primates, Tarsiidae. Gene Ontology annotation, biological process: regulation of DNA-templated transcription. Gene Ontology annotation, molecular function: transcription coregulator activity.
ACUGGGGCGCGGCGCCCGCGACUCGGGGGCGCGCACGUCAUUGGCUGCCGUCGGCUGACUUCCGGUGGUGCCAAAGCCGUGUUUCCGCGGGAUCAGGCCGGCUUGAUGGAACGGAAGUGGGAUUUCUAAAAUGUUGCCUUGUAAGAAGAGAAGAACUACAGUGACAGAGUCCCCACAGCAUAAGAGCAACCAGGAUGAAGACAACAUAGGCCUGGAAUCAGCUAUUAAACAAGAAUCUGACCUGGUUAAAGACUUGGGGUCAGUGUCAUUGUCCUGGGGUCCGAGUCAUGGCAGAGUAGCUGGCUUUGAAGUACAGUCUGUUCAGGAUGCAGGAAGUCAGCUUCUUAUGGAGGAUGUAUCUUUGAGAUCUGGGAUGCUCAACCAGGACACAAAUGUACCAAUUCUAGAUGCUGUUGAUGUGGCCGUCUCUCAGGGAAUCACCCUAUCUUCCUUGGAGUCGUCACACCUCCUUAAUAUACACACUGGUAAAGGAAAGCUUCAGGCCACGGGCUCAAGGAGAGGGAAGAAAACUGCACUUAGGCCUGGGCAGAUAGCCCAAGAAGACAGAGGUGACCAUUCUAUCAUAAAGGAUCCUUUUUCAGGAGAGCCUAGUGAAGAAAAGGAAGAAGGAGGGAAACAUCAGAUGCAUUCUGGAAGGGAGAUGUCUUCAGUGUCCUCGGGCAACCAAUCUGCAAAACUGGGAACCCAGCUGAGGAAAUCAUCCCAACCAGAUGUUUGUGCCUCCCCUCAAGAAAAGCCACUCAGAACUCUGGCUCACCCACUUGAGGAGGAGGUAGAGGAUGGUGGACUCUUUAUUCCAAUGGAAGAGCAAGCCAAUGAAGAAAAUGAGAAAAGGAGAAAAAAGAAAAAGGGUACCAAGAGGAAACGAGAUGGAAGGGGCCAAGAGGGGACCUUGGCUUAUGACCUGAAACUGGACGACAUGCUUGACCGUACCUUAGAGGAUGGCGCCAAGCAGCACAACCUAACAGCAGUCAAUGUGCGAAACAUCCUUCAUGAAGUUAUCACAAAUGAACAUGUGGUAGCUAUGAUGAAAGCAGCCAUCAGUGAGACAGAAGACAUGCCAAUGUUUGAACCCAAAAUGACACGCUCUAAACUGAAGGAAGUGGUAGAGAAAGGAGUGGUAAUUCCAACAUGGAAUAUUUCACCAAUUAAGAAGGCCAAUGAAAUUAAGCCUCCUCAGUUUGUGGAUAUCCACCUUGAAGAAGAUGAUUCUUCAGAUGAAGAAUACCAGCCAGAUGAUGAAGAAGAAGAUGAGACUGCUGAAGAGAGUUUACUGGAAAGUGAUGUUGAAAGCACUGCUUCAUCUCCACGUGGGGCAAAGAAAUCCAGAUUGAGGCAGUCUUCAGAGAUGACUGAAACAGAUGAGGAGAGUGGCAUGUUAUCAGAGGCUGAGAAAGUCACCACCCCUGCCAUCAGGCACAUCAGUGCUGAGGUGGUGCCCAUGGGGCCCCCACCCCCUCCAAAGCCAAAACAGACCAGGGAUAGUACUUUCAUGGAGAAGUUGCAUGCGGUAGAUGAGGAACUGGCUUCCAGUCCAGUCUGCAUGGAUUCUUUCCAGCCCAUGGAUGACAGUCUCAUUGCUUUUCGAACGCGCUCCAAGAUGCCCCUGAAAGAUGUUCCCUUGGGUCAACUAGAAGCAGAGCUCCAAGCUCCAGACAUCACCCCAGAUAUGUAUGACCCCAAUACAGCAGAUGAUGAAGACUGGAAGAUGUGGCUAGGGGGACUCAUGAAUGAUGAUGUGGGAAAUGAAGAUGAAGCAGAUGACGAUGAUGAUCCAGAGUAUAAUUUCCUGGAAGAUCUUGAUGAACCAGACACAGAGGAUUUCCGUACUGACCGGGCUGUGAGAAUCACCAAAAAGGAAGUAAAUGAGCUGAUGGAAGAGCUUUUUGAAACUUUCCAAGAUGAGAUGGGAUUCUCCAACAUGGAAGAUGACGGCCCAGAAGAGGAGGAGCGUGUGGCUGAGUCUCGGCCUAACUUUAACACCCCUCAAGCCCUACGGUUUGAGGAACCACUGGCCAACUUGCUGAAUGAACAACAUCGGACAGUGAAGGAGCUAUUUGAACAGUUGAAAAUGAAGAAAUCUUCAGCCAAACAACAGCAGGAGGUAGAGAAGGUUAAGCCCCAGAGUGAGAAAAUACAUCAGACUCUGAUUCUAGAUGCAGCACAGAGAAAGAGACUCCAGCAGCAGAUGCAGCAGCAUGUUCAGCUGUUGACGCAAAUCCAUCUUCUCGCCACCUCAAACCCCAGUCUCGAUUCAGAGGCCAAUACAACCAGGAUAUUUCUUAAAGAGCUGGGAACCUUUGCUCAAAGCUCCAUGGCCCUUCACCAUCAGUUCAACCCCAAGUUUCAGACCUUGUUCCAACCCUGUAACUUAAUGGCAGCUAUGCAGCUUAUUGAAGACUUCAACACACAUGUCAGCAUUGACUGGAGUCCUCAUAAAACCGUCAAGAAGACUGCCAAUGAAUUUCCCUGUUUGCCAAAGCAAGUGGCUUGGAUACUGGCCACAAGUAAGGUUUUCAUGUAUCCAGAGCUACUUCCAUUGUGUUCUCUGAAGGCAAAGAAUCCCCAGGAUAAGAUCCUCUUCACCAAGGCUGAGGACAAUUUGUUAGCUUUAGGACUGAAGCAUUUUGAAGGGACUGAGGUUCCUAACCCUCUAAUCAGCAAGUACCUUCUGACCUGCAAGACUGCCCGCCAGUUGACCGUGAGAAUCAAGAACCUCAACAUGAACAGAGCUCGGGACAACAUCAUUAAAUUUUAUAAGAAGACCAAACAACUACCCGUCUUAGUGAAGUGUUGUGAAGAGAUCCAGCCCCACCAGUGGAAGCCUCCUGUAGAGAGGGAAGAACACCGGCUCCCAUUCUGGUUAAAGGCCAGCCUGCCAUCCAUCCAGGAUGAACUGCGGCAAAUAGCUGAUGGAGCUAGAGAGGUAGGAAAUGUGACUGGAAUCUCUGAGAUCAAUUCAGAUCGAGGCCUAGAGAAAGACAGCUCGGAUUUGGGGAGUGAAACUCGGUACCCACUGCUGUUGCCUAAGGGUGUAGUCCUGAAACUGAAGCCAGUUGCCAACCAUUUUUCCAGGAAGGCUUGGAGACAGAAGCGAUCGUCCGUCCUGAAGCCCCUCCCUAUCCGACCCAGCCCCUCUUUCCAGCCUAGCUUCAACCCGGGGAAAAUGCCAGCCAGGUCAACUCAGUCAGAAGCCCCUCCGAGCAAAAUGGUGGUCCGGAUUCCUCACCCGAUCCAGCCAGCCACUGUUCUCCAGACAGUUCCUGGUGUCCCUCCACUGGGGGUCAAUGGGAGUGAUAGUUUUGAGUCUCCUGCAGCACUGCCUGCUCUGCCCUCUGAGGCCACAACCAGCUUUCUUCCAACUGAGUCCCAGACCUUGCUUUCUUCUACUCCUGUGCCCAAGGUAAUAUUACCCUCCCUUGGCCCCUCUAAGUUUCGAAAGCCAUGUGUGAAACGGAGGACUUCAAAGAGAAAGAGGGCCAAAGCCUCUCCCUGUAUGAAACUUGCCCCCCUCAUUCAUUCUGCCCCCGUUAUCUUCACUGUGCCUGCCACCACUGUAAAGAUUUUGAGCCUCAGCAGUGGCUGUAACAUGAUCCAGCCUGUCAGUGCAACUGUGGCCCAGAGCCCCCAGACUAUUCCCAUCACUACCCUCUUGGUUAACCCUACUUCCUUCCCCUGUCCACUGAACCAGCCCCUUGUGGCCUCCCCCAUCUCACCCUUAAUUGUUUCUGGCAACUCGGUGAAUCUUCCUAUACCAGCCACCUCUGAAGAUAAGGCCCAAGUGAAUGUGGACAUUAAUUGUCCUUUGGCUGAAGGGAAAAAUGCCUUUCAGGGCCUAGAACCCAAAUUAGAACCCCAGGAACUACCUCCUCUUUGUGCUACUGUUUUUCCCAAAGUGGAACCUAGCCUAGGACCUCCACCAACAGAUAAAGAGUGCCAGGAAAGAUUGUCCGAUAACAGUGCCUAUGGCUGGACUAUUGUGAAAACAGAGGAGGGAAGGCAAGCUGUGGAGCCACUGCCUCAGGACUUCCAGGAAUCUCUAAACUCCUUCCCUGGGAAGUUAGAGGAAAUUGUCAAGAUGGAACCUGAAGACACUCAGGAGGAAUUCGGUGGAUCCCCUGAGCAGGACAUUUGUGAUGAAGUGAAAGAAGAGCACUCUGUGGAACUGGACAUUGGCUCCCCAAGUGAGGAGUUGAGCAGUGCUAGAGAGAGAAAGAAACAGACAGUCUCACCAAAGGAAGAGGAGAGGAGUCAGCCCGCCAGAGCCCCCUCAGCUUCUCAUGAACCUCCUGAUGAAGGAAACGCAGGGGGAGAUGUGAGCAAAGGAUCGCCAAAGAAUGCCUCGUCUUCCACGGACCCUCCUGAAAUGGUGCUUGGUACCCCCCCAGGGAAGCCUGAAGACUCAUCCAGUAUGGAUGGUCAGUCAGUGGGGACACCAGCGGGGCCGGAAACCGGAGGAGAGAAAGAUGGCCCAGAGGAAGAAGAAGAAGAGGACUUCGAUGACCUCACCCAAGAUGAGGAAGAUGAAAUUUCAUCAGCUUCUGAGGAAUCUGUGCUUUCUGUCCCUGAACUCCAGGAAACAAUGGAGAAACUGACUUGGCUGGCAUCUGAAAGGCGCAUGAGUCAAGAGGGUGAGUCUGAAGAAGAGAACUCCCAGGAAGAAAACUCUGAGCCAGAAGAAGAGGAAGAAGAGGAAGCAGAAGGAGUGGAAAGCCUGCAGAAAGAGGAUGAAAUGACUGAUGAAGCUGUUGGAGACUCUGCUGAGAAGCCCUCUUCCACCUUUGCCUCACCCGAGACUGCUCCAGAAGUGGAGAGCAGCAGAACCCCACCAGGAGAGAGCAUCAAAACUGCUGGAAAGGGCCGGAGCAAUCACCGAACUCGCAACAAGCGGGGAAGUCGGGCUCGGGCCAACAAGGACACCUCCAAGCUGCUGUUGCUGUAUGAUGAGGACAUACUCGAGCGGGAUCCACUCAGGGAACAGAAGGACUUAGCCUUUGCCCAGGCUUAUCUGACCAGGGUACGAGAAGCCUUACAGCAUAUCCCUGGCAAGUAUGAGGACUUCCUUCAGGUCAUCUAUGAAUUUGAGUCAAGUACCCAGAGGCAGACAGCUGUGGAUCUCUACAAAAGCCUGCAAAUUCUGCUCCAAGACUGGCCUCAGCUCUUGAAGGACUUUGCUGCUUUCCUGUUACCUGAGCAAGCUCUGGCUUGUGGAUUAGUAAGUAAAUGAGCAUGAAGAGUAUACCUUAAAUCUGGGUCAGAGUGCAACUGGGAUCAAGUGGAGUUGGAUAAGACUGUUCAGUCUCCCAACUGUCCCCAGACAGAUAGCUUACUCCUAGCCCAAGUUAUAAGAGUCUCUGUCUUCAAGGAAUGAUCUUCCCAACCCUAUUCUCCCAUUUUCUUUACAUGGCAUUGAGGGGAUUUUACCUUUAGUUGCCAAUGGAGACUUAGGUAAGUCAUAUAUUACCUGCUCCUCACUGGAAUAA